AUGCAGAAACUGAUUGAGCUUCUCAAAAGCGCAGAAGAUCGCUCUUUGAUGGUAUCGGCACUUAGAAGGAUCACACUUACAUUGACAAAAAAUACAAAUGGUCACCAUGUUAUUCAACAUUGCUUGAAAUCCUUCAAUGUUGAUGAAGUCCAGCCAAUUCUCAAUGUGGUUGCCGACAACUGUCUAGACAUUGCUACCGAUAAGAGUGGAUGUUGCGUGUUACAACUGUGUGUCUUACACGCGGAUGAAGCAUCUAAAGAGCGCCUAAUGACUGAAAUCAUAGAGAAUGCACUUGAUUUAUCUGAACACCCAUAUGGGAAUUAUGUUGUGCAACACAUACUAGGAAUGCAGAUACCAGAAGUUACUGCUCACAUAUUGAAAAAGCUUGCUGGGAAUUUUGUCAACCUUGCUAUGAACAAGUAUGCUAGUAAUGUUGUGGAGAAGUGUGUGAAGGAUGCUCCGGAUGAGCUGUCUACGCCCAUCAUUCGGGAGAUUAUAAACAGUCCAAACUUUUUGGGGCUCAUUCAGCAUCCUUUUGGAAACUAUGUUGCGCAAUCUGCGCUACAUAUUGCAAAGGGAUCUCUUAAGGAGAUGAUGAUCAACAAAAUUCAGAAAGAGUAUGCAUACUUACACAGUCAUCCCCAUGGGAAGAGGGUUCUCGCAUUGGCUAGAAACAGCAAGCCGCGAGGGUCGCUUAGUAUGCAUGAAUAA
Molecule: messenger RNA, 711 nt
Organism: Helianthus annuus (common sunflower)
Lineage: Eukaryota; Viridiplantae; Streptophyta; Magnoliopsida; Asterales; Asteraceae
Product: pumilio homolog 12-like
Exons: 4
Coding region: 1-711 (236 amino acids)
Biological process (GO): post-transcriptional regulation of gene expression
Cellular component (GO): cytoplasm
Molecular function (GO): mRNA binding
Source: RefSeq, a predicted model, not a curated record